Molecule: messenger RNA, 863 nt
Organism: Melitaea cinxia (Glanville fritillary)
Lineage: Eukaryota; Metazoa; Arthropoda; Insecta; Lepidoptera; Nymphalidae
Gene: mRpL17
Product: 39S ribosomal protein L17, mitochondrial
Exons: 2
Coding region: 143-748 (201 amino acids)
Biological process (GO): translation
Cellular component (GO): mitochondrial large ribosomal subunit; ribosome
Molecular function (GO): structural constituent of ribosome
Source: RefSeq, a predicted model, not a curated record
UACUUAUACCUAUACCAAUACCAUAAAGUUUAGAUAUUGGGAUUCGGGACAUCAUUUUGUAUUUUCAAAUUGUCAAAGAAUUUUAUAACCUAAAAUUAAUUGCUUUGCUGUUUCUAAGUAAAAUAAACUAAAAGUAAAAAAUAUGAAUCAAGCUGAUGUUUCAAAAUUAGUUUCAAAAUUACGGAUAAAGGUACCACCAAAACAUCGUAAAUUAAGUAGUCCACAAGGCCCAGAAGGAAGGCUAAACAAAUUAAGAAAAACUGUUACUGGAUUAAUUAAAUAUGAAAGAAUUGAACUUAAUUAUCGGAGAGCAGAUGAAGCGCGUCAGUAUGCAGAAAGGUUAAUAUCUGAGGCUAUAACUAAUGGUGAUUGUCACAAACCAACAAUGGAAAUAGCAGACUAUUGGCUACUUGAAAAACAAUUGGUACAUAAAUUAUUCAAAGUUCUAGCACCUAGAUAUGAAAACUUUAACACGGCUUUCACUAAAAUGUACAAAGCACCUCAAGCAUAUUACGGAAGGCACAUUGAUAAGGCUGUUCUAGAAUUAAGAGGAAAUCCCUAUCCUGCAUUAACUAACAAACAAUCCAAUAAUAGGCUAUUACUACAGAAUGUAUUAUUGGAUGCUGCAAAAUAUGACUACAGACAAGCAAAAUAUGCAGAAAUGGCAGAAAAAUUAGGCAAAAUAGAAGAGGUAUCAUCUGGACUAAAAAAAGAACAUCAAAAUAAGCCUACUAAUGAAUCGCAAUAAUGCCAAAAUCCUAAUUACAUCAAUAUUACGAUUGUUGAUAUUUUAAAGUUAUAGUGAAGUGUAGUGAAUUACUUAAAACAAGAUUAAUAAGUAAAUUAUUAAUAGCAUGAAAAAA